This is a messenger RNA of Phytophthora sojae, 975 nucleotides long. RefSeq lists its product as hypothetical. Gene Ontology annotation, biological process: lipid A biosynthetic process. Lineage: Eukaryota; Oomycota; Peronosporomycetes; Peronosporales; Peronosporaceae. The transcript has a single exon. The coding region runs from base 1 to 951 and encodes 316 amino acids. The record is from RefSeq and is a predicted model, not a curated record.
AUGAGCCCGUGGCAGCGCACGCUCGGACAGCCGCUGCGCUUCGCCGGCGUGGGGCUGCACUGCGCCCAGAAGGUGGCGGUCCGCGUGCUGCCGGCGCCCGCGGACUCGGGUAUCGUCUUCCGCGCCAAGACGCGAGCAGAGAGCGUGGCCAUCCCCGCGCUCAUCGCGAAUGUGGACGCGCGCAAGAGCCAAUUGUGCACGCAGCUCACGGCCAACGGCACGAGCGUGUCGACUGCCGAGCAUUUGAUGGCGGCGCUGGUGGCGUCACGCGUGACGAACGCGUUCGUCGACUUCGAGCGAGACAGUGAGACUUCCAGCGUUGAGCUGCCGGUGCUGGACGGGAGCAGCAUCAAGUACGUGGAAGGGAUCCGCCGCGUCGGCGUCGAGGAGCAGCACGGCGCGGUGCUAAAGUAUCUGCGAAUCAAGCGCCCUGUGCAGGUCUUAAAGCAGGACAAGGCGGCGUGGCUGCUCCCUCUGCCGAUGGAUCUCAGUGGAUCUCCUGCUUCGAUGCAGGCGCCGACGCUGCAUAUGUCGGUGCAGGUGAACUUCGAGCACAAGCAGCUGGGCACGACGUUCUGUCGCUUCGCGCUGGGGGCUGAUCCGGCUGCGAGUUUGGACGCCUUCCAGCGCGAGAUUGCAUCGGCCAGGACCUUCACUUUCGAAGACGAGAUCGCGUGGAUGCAAGCCAACGGCCUGGCACGCGGCGGAUCGCUCGACAAUGCCGUCGUGUUCUCCUCCAAGGACGGACGAUCCACUGUGCUGAACGAGGACGGACUGCGCUUCCCGGACGAGUGGACGCGGCAUAAGAUGCUGGACUGCGUCGGGGACAUCGGUCUUGCGGGGCUCCCGCUGCACGGCUACUUCUUCGCGACGAGUCCAGGCCACGCGCUGACCCAUGAGCUGCUCCGAGAGCUCCUCAAACAUCCCGAGAACUACGAGGAAGUGUCCUAAAAUCAGCAAAAUAGAGAGGGUAAG